CUUUUGCCCCGUGUGAUAUUUGGGAAUUUAAUCGACCAUGAAGGACAUUUACAAGGACGACGAACUCGCUAUUCCCGAGGGUGUUACUGUUAACGUCAAGUCUCGCGUCGUGACCGUCAAGGGUCCCCGCGGUGAGCUUACCAAGAACCUUCGUCACUUGAACAUUGAGAUGAAGUUCGAUGGUAAGAACAAGCUUCGCUUCGUCGUCUACCACGGUGCUCGUAAGCACGUUGCUGCCAUUCGCACUGUCCGUUCGAUUGUCAACAACAUGAUCACCGGUGUCACCAAGGGCUUCCAAUACAAGAUGCGCUACGUAUACGCACAUUUUCCCAUCAACGUCAUUAUCAACAACGAGGGCAAUGCUGUCGAGAUCCGUAACUUCUUGGGUCAAAAGGUCGUGUUCAACGUCAAGAUGCGUGAGGGUGUCCACUGCGAGGCUUCCAAGGCCCAGAAGGACGAAUUGAUCAUCACUGGCAACGAUCUUGAGAACGUCUCUCAGUCUGCUGCUGACAUCCAGCAAAUGUGCCGCGUCAAGAACAAGGAUAUCCGUAAGUUCUUGGACGGUAUCUACGUUUCUGAGCGUAACGUUCUCGAAACCGAGUAAAUGUUUUUUUGAUAUAAAAACACCUCAAUGUUUUUGUAUUGAAAGAAAAAUAAAUUCUCUUGUUUUUCUAUAUUGUCA
Molecule: messenger RNA, 682 nt
Organism: Zychaea mexicana
Lineage: Eukaryota; Fungi; Mucoromycota; Mucoromycetes; Mucorales; Lichtheimiaceae
Product: ribosomal protein L6, alpha-beta domain-containing protein
Exons: 3
Coding region: 38-604 (188 amino acids)
Biological process (GO): cytoplasmic translation
Cellular component (GO): cytosolic large ribosomal subunit; ribosome
Molecular function (GO): rRNA binding; structural constituent of ribosome
Source: RefSeq, a predicted model, not a curated record